Messenger RNA from Linepithema humile (Argentine ant), 4779 nucleotides. RefSeq names its product monocarboxylate transporter 11-like. Gene Ontology annotation, molecular function: monocarboxylic acid transmembrane transporter activity. Gene Ontology annotation, biological process: transmembrane transport. Lineage: Eukaryota; Metazoa; Arthropoda; Insecta; Hymenoptera; Formicidae. The record is from RefSeq and is a predicted model, not a curated record. Gene Ontology annotation, cellular component: membrane.
UCGCCCCGGCCAGUCGAUCGAGCUAUCAUUAAGCGAACGGUAAGUGAGAAAUCGUCGCGCGCUGUUAGCGCGAGAUACGCUUCCCGUCGCACAAUUUUUCCCGCGGUGUCAGCUCUAAACGCGUAUAGUUCGCACUUCCUUGCGCACGCGAGGCCGGACGAUACGCGGCGAGCAACCACCUGUGUCAUCGUCAUCCUAGCAAUAUACAGACACGUACCGAGAAAAGCGGAAAAGCCGAACGUAUCGUGCUCGUGAACACUCGUCUCGCGCUUCGUGAACGCUUGUCGCCGCCACCGUCGCAUCGCGCGGAAAACACGGCCGCGAAAGAUCGUUCUUGUUCGCACGCUCGUCGCGCAAGAGUUAAUCUCUCACUCGAAGUCAAGGUCGUACAGGAGAAAUUCCGUUUCGCUCCCUCCUUCGCACGGAUUCUUCUAAGAGGGUGGAAUUUCAACGCGCCCGUUUGUCUUAAGUACAGAAAUCGAGGAUCGUUGAGAUGAGGACAACUUUCACGAUGGAGACCAAGAUGGAAAAUAUCAUUCAAAUUCCGUGCGUAUCGUCAAACGAGCGUUCCCAUAAUUCGUCAUACAAGACAAGACUCGUCUAAUGCUGUUCAAUCCAGGGGCCAAAUUGAGGAAAACUUUACUGCGACACUAGCAAGAAGGAUGUAAUUUAAUUUUCACCGGACUUCGAGACGGAGAUAACGUGACAUGAAUAAAGUACAUCGAGCGAAUUGAAGCAACCCAUUGACAUUGGGCGAUGCCAGAAGCGUAAAACGCGGUGUGUCCGCCACGAAGAUGCUGGUGGAUGACUGUGGAAACGGUAUGGGGUGGACUACGGCCAGCGUGCGCGGGGGAUGGUCCACCCCGGCAGGAUGCAGGAACUCAGCCAUGAGCUUCGGCGGCAGUGUGCCGUCCUUGCACCCGACCGGUUCGAUAAGAUCGUUGCGCUCGCAACAUUCCAUGGCUCCGCCCGAGACACCGCGAAGAUGCAUACAUUGUCAUCCGGUACAUGUUCCCAGCACCCCCAAUAAUUACAUGCAACAUCCCAUGCAGUAUUAUACCCCGACACAUUGUAUGGAGGGUCAAAAUGGGACAUAUACGCCGCAUCGUGGGAGUUCCUAUCAUGGUGACACUCGUCUGCGUUAUAUAGACGGUGACGAAAGCUUUGGUGGCAAUGCGAAUUGGGUGCUCGGAGACUUACGCAGUCUGCAUCGCUGCGUGCCCGCACUUCGUCGUACAGACAUAGACGUCACCGGUAUGCGGGCGCAUUUCUAUCCAGAGGGUGGCUGGGGCUGGUUGGUUUGCGCCGCUGGCUUUCUCGCCCUGUUGCUCACCACCGGGAUGCAGCUCGCCUUCGGAUUACUUCAUCUUUACGCCGCUCGACAUCUCGGCGAGCUUCACUUGAUGGAUAUAGUAUGGGCUGGAGCGUUGAGCGCCGCGGUUUCCCGUGGCUCAGCACCGUUGGUCGUCGGCGCGUGUCGUCGUGGCAAUACGAGGCUUACAGCGGUGAUCGGUGGUCUCGUGCUGGCUCUGGCAUCACUCUUCACCUCCUUCGCUCUCCAGAUGCAUCAAGUGCUCCUUAGCUACGGACUGGUGCUGGGCACGGGAGCCGGCCUCGUGAGGGAAACCGCCAGUUUAGUAUUGGGCAAUUACUUCAGAAAGCGGCGCGAGUUCGUCGAGAUGGUGGUGCAAGCCGGGACCGGCGUGGGAAUAGCGCUCUUCAGCGUCUUCUACAAGGAAGCCGUCGGGAAGCUAGGCUGGCGGCUGGGAUUGCAAUCGGUAACGGGAGCGCUCUCGUUGGCCUUCUUCUUGGGACUGAUCUACCGGAGUGCCUCGCUGUACCACCCCCAACGACGAGCCAUACUGCAUCUAAAGAAUCAGCGCAGCAAAGUCAAAGAGAAGAAAUCCGCGUCCAAGGUACCGAGGCAGCCGCUGGUCGAUCUGAGUCCUUUGGGAUCGCGUCCCGUAAGGAUGCUCAUGCUGGCUGCCGGCGCUGCCGGUUUUGGUCUCUACACCCCUGCCUUCUAUAUCGCUCUGCAAGGCUACCAGGACGGGCUGGAGGCCAGCGCUCUCGUACUCCUGCAGACCUGUCUGGGACUGGCGGCGGCGCUCGGAUGCGCGGCUUGGGGGGUAGUUACCGCCAGACCUUCCGCUCAGUGCCUAGUGUCUAGGCAAUAUCUCUGCCAAGCAGCGCUCAUUGGAGUCGCUGUGGCACAAGUGGCGCUUGGUAGCGUGCAAGGUUAUCACGGACUUGUACUGGCCUCCGGGCUUUACGGCGCUUCGCUCGGCGGUGCACUCUACUCCCUCAAGAUGUUAGCCCUGGAAAGGCUGCGAGCAAGACACUUCGCUAGAUCGUGGGCUUUGGUACAAGCCGCGGAAGCUCUGCCCAUUCUUCUCGGAGUUCCUCUUACAGGUUAUAUGAACGCGAACAGCCCGCGAGUUGGCUACUACGCGUGCACCCUGAGUUCCUUGUGCGGCGCGGCGUUGCUCUUCCUGGUCGGUUGGGGACGGCAACCGACGUCGCCAAUUCUGCCGGGGCCACGACUCUCGAGCUUCGGCGUCAUGCCACCCCCGCCGCCGUGCGUGUGCCCGCCACCGCCGCGGCCUCGGCUGCCGAAAUCGCGGUCCCUGCACGUGCCGUUGGACGUCGAAGACAACAUGCACGAGCGGGACUUUGUCGAGCGUGUACACGACACCGAACACUACUAUCAUCCGCACUUUCACGCGCCGUUGAGGCCCAGCAAAAGCGUGCCUGAGGGUCUCAGCCAUCAGGAUCCGUAUCGGACCCGGCCGCGGCGUCACCGCGACAUCACCGUCAUAGAACAGAUCACCACCAGCGUGUAAAACGAUGAUAUCCAACCUUGGCACACAAUGUCCCCCAGAUAUUAAACUAAGAAAACCUAAAAGUAAAGUCCGACGAGCAUUUUAAUUUGGAUUAAGCGUGUUAUAUUUGAUUUUAACAACGCUUUUGUGCGAUAACAAAGAAUGUUUUAAAAUCACAUUUCAUUGAAACAUAGAUUAACAAUUAUGUUAAUUACAGAAUUGUAUAGAAUUUUUAGAAAGUUUUUAUAAAAUCUUUCACUUUCUUAUUUUCUUGAAAAAUAGCAAAAUUUACGCUUGAAAAAUUGCGCGAAAGUAAACAGUAUAUUAUUUCGUUUCAUAAUUAACGUUACUAUCGUGUUGGAUUAUUACCAGUUCGCAAUUUGCCUUUCUUUUAUUCUUCCCGUUUGGUGUAUAAGCGUAAUUUUCCAGAAAAUCUAGGGUUGCUCUUGAAAAAGGUUGGGGACCAUUAGCGUAAAAGCUAGCAUGCAGUUGCGAACACAAGCAGAAAGUAAAAUAGUGGCCAUGAAAAGAGAAAUAAUUACACGCAUUGCACGCGCGUAAGAAAGACAGUUAUGCGGUCGUAAAUCAAGGAAGAAUAAUAGUUAAAGCUCUUUAGAAACAUUUCCACGUUCUUUUCCUACUAGUCGCUAAGCACGAUCGAUCACUAAAUUGGAUUAGUAUAUAUAGAUAAAGUUUAUAUUAGUCUAUAUCGAAAUCUAGAUCAAAUUAAAUGUAUUACGCGCAUUAGAAAAGUAUUUAUCCGUGUUGAUACGAUAGUUUGACGUACUACUGCCAGGAAAAGUAACUAUCCGCCGGCUAGACGUGUAUUGAGCGAGAGAAUGCGACGAGGAAAGAAGAGUCAUGGUUCACAGUGGAACUAAUUUGAACUAAAUCGACAGCUUAUACCUAUUUAUCUCCAUUUUUGCUCUUGACAUUGUGAUUAGCCGGUAAUAGCGUCUCGGGAUAGCAGAUAACAGCAAUCCGGAGAAACGGGAUCGCUAUCUUUCCUAUCAUAUAAAAUUCAUGCGACAUAGCGUUUAUAUAUAGACAUAAAUUAAGUGAUCAAAACUGCACUCUUCGUUACAUUUCUCGAUAGAUGGAAAUUUAUGUAUAGCGCACGGAGCUGGUCUCCGCAAACGCCGCCGCAGGAAUCGUUAAAUAUUAAUAAAGAUAUGAAACAUCGCGGACGUUUUUUCGAGGGAGUAAAACGGUCCCGAGGAGACCGCUUAAAUACCUGCAAGAGAUCCCUGCAAAUAAUAGAAUUAGAAAGUAUCAAUAAAUACAUUUUAUAAAAAUGUCACAUUUUUCAGUUAGGCGUUGAUCUUGCAACUGUUGAGAGUUCUUUUAUAUUCUGUCUACGCAUUUUUUGACUCCUUUUGGCUCUUGACUUUCUUUCAGAAUUAAAAUAUGUUGAACAGCCGUGCUUCUUAUUCUGUGUUCAAUUUAUAUGCUAAAAAUGUUUAUGAAGCAUCGUUCAUGAAGACUCUAUUCCUAUCAGCGAGUAAGGCUAAAUAUAAUCGAGAGUCACUUCACUAUAACAUAAUUAGUACCUGAAUAUUAAGUGCUCUAGGUAUCUAAUGAAGUGUGAGCGACGAACAUAGCGGUAACUUAAUUAUUCCUACUUUCUCAUAUAAAGUACUUUGCUAUAUGCCGAAAUUAAUCGUUAUGCACGAUGCGAGCCAUCAUGACGUUUCCUUACGCAGUUGAUUAAUCGAUAAACGUAGAAAGUAUCGCAAAAGUAUUUGCCGACUGUGUAAGAAAGUAGUAAUAUAGAUUAUAUAGAUUAUAUAUAUACAUAAUGACAUAUAUAAACCUUGAAUGUAAUUGAAUUUUAUCACGUUUUCCGAUACGAUAGUCGGAAAUAUCGUAUCUACUGGCAACGACAGUUAAAUUUUAUAUUCGCUGUCAGAAUAAUUUAAUUGAACAAUUAUUAAGAAUUUUAUCAUGAUAAAAGUUA